Messenger RNA from Tetrahymena thermophila SB210, 2009 nucleotides. RefSeq lists its product as hypothetical. The record is from RefSeq and is a predicted model, not a curated record. Lineage: Eukaryota; Ciliophora; Oligohymenophorea; Hymenostomatida; Tetrahymenidae. The transcript is spliced from 3 exons.
CAAAAUUCAAUCAUAAAUUUUAAUAAAUAAUAUAAGCAUUAAUAAAAACAGAAACACGCUAAUUACUUUUUUAAUGAUAAAAUAGUCAUCUUUCCCUAAAACAUUAAAAGUAGAGAAAAUAAAAUUAGAGCACAUAGCUCUAGAAGAUGUCUAAAACUUAUUUUUAAAGCCUUUUAACUAGAUUUAUGUGAUAGACUUAAACAGGGCUUACUUAUAAACCUAGGAUCAAUAAAUUGACUCACGCUAACCUAAAGAAGAAAUAGUAGAAUUUUUAUCUCAAAUCAAUACUAAAGCAAACAAUAUGAUCCAGAGAAUUGAUAUGAUAAUAAAUUUAUUAUUGCAUUAGCAAAUAAAAAAAAAUCCUUUGUUAAAAUAGCUUACAAUAUUUGGAAUCAAAGGAUAAAAUCUUAUCUAACUCUUUUAAUCUUAAAAUUUCUAAAAGGAUGAAACCACAUUUGAUUAAAUUAAAUAAAUGAUAGUCAAAAAUAUAACAACAGAAAAGGGAGAUGUAGGAAGUGCACUUUAUUAAUUUCUUUAAAAUAUUCUCCCAAUUGUAAGAAGUGGGUAGGAAAAUAGAAGUUUAGGAAGUGUUUUAGAAGUAUUUUUCUUUAUGAAUGGAUCAGAAAUUUCCCAAGAAACAGAAACUAAAUGCUUAGAAGAGCUUUCUAAGCUUAAACUUUCUACAGAUAAGGUGUCAAUAUCAUAUAGAGUCAGUGAUUUCUACACAAGCUAAAAUAGCAUUAGAAAAAUCUUAUCUCUUUAAGCUAAAGAUUUAUACAGCGAAGACAUUGGAUAGCUUUAAUAUUUUAGUUGGUUAGAAGUAAACUUCAUAAAUCAAAUGCUUGAUAUUAUUCAAAAUAAAAAGAUCAAUAAAUAUGAAUCGUCUGUUAGACUUUUGAAAUAAUAUCAUGAGGAAUGUACCAUCAAAAUAGAUUCUCUCAUUAAAUAUUUUAAGACUUGCUAAGAUGUUUCUGGAGAACUCCCAAUAGACGAUAAUAAAGCUUAAGAAAGAAAAACUUUGGUUGAUAAAAAUAUGAAAAUUCUCAAAGAAGUAAAUGAAUAACUUAGCUAGAUAUCUAUUGUCCAUCCUAAAUUGAGUAUUUAAUAGAUUCUCUUUAGAAAAAAAAUGAUUUUGAGACUUAUUCAUAUUGGAGUUAAUUUAGAAGAAGAAAAAAAUAAAUAUUAGCAUAAAGCUCAAAAUUUGAUGUUUGAAAAGCAUGAAAUGGCUAAGCAAUUCAGUGAAUUUUUAUAUGAUUUAAAAUCAGUCGUAGAUGGAAAAUUAGAAAUAUUUAGUGGCGAGUUAUUACUUAAUGAUGUUACGCAGAACACUAUAUUUUUAUUUGAUUACUUGAAGUCUGAUUUAUAAUAUACAAAGAAGAUUUUUGAAACUUGCCAAGAAAUAAAUGCAAAAAUCUUCAUCAUGAAAAAGAAUGUUGAGAAAUGUAAUCAAAAGGAUUUAGUAGAGUCCAUAGAUGCCCACAUUAAAUAAAUCUAAUCAACUUAAUUUAGAUUAUUAAGGAACAUAGAAAAUUCUAUUGUAAGAGUGUUUAUAAGUUUGUAAUAGAUUUUAGAUUGCAUGGGGUUCAAAAACAUUAAAAUUAAUUCAAAGAAAAAGGCAGUCUUUGAUGAACUAACUAACUUAGUCAGAGCUAACAGCGAUUAUCAAUCUUAUUUGCCUUCAAAUUGUGAAGGAGUUUCUUUAGGAAAAUCUUUCAAGAUUAUAAUAGAAUCAUACUUUAAAGAAUUCUUAAAAUGAACAAUUACUUUUAAACUAUUUGUUAGUUAAAAAUAUGUUUAAAUAAUAUUAUAAAAAGUUCUAUUAAAUGUUAUUUGCAUAGAUAAGCACUUCUAUGUUUAAAAUAAAUUACUGCUUUUAUGUAAUUCAUUUAUAAAGUUAUACAAUGAGUCUUUUAUGUUAAAAAGUUUUGAAUUUAUGUUUGAGUAAAUUUAUUAUUGAAAACCAAAAAAUAAAAAUAAGAAUAUUCUUCCAGCGAAAUGUUUAUUUAUUU